AUGUUGAACUUCAGUCACCUCUGUGUGAAGAAGAAUGUGUUUUGGUCAACAGUAGCAAAGUCAUCACUGCUUUGCAGCUCUCUGAGGAGCACCAGCUCUAAGACAGGAGGAAGAUCAGAACCUGCCAAGCAGCCACUUAAGAAGCCGAAAUUACCAGUAGGUCGAUUUGAUGAACCAGAGGAGUCCAGUAUAGAGAGGGAACCUCUGGAAAAAUUCCCUGAUGGCAUCAAUCCUGUUACAAAAGAGAGGGGUGGACCUAGAGGCCCUGAACCUACACGCUUCGGAGACUGGGAGAGAAAAGGACGUUGUAUAGAUUUUUAA
Molecule: messenger RNA, 321 nt
Organism: Chaetura pelagica (chimney swift)
Lineage: Eukaryota; Metazoa; Chordata; Aves; Apodiformes; Apodidae
Gene: SDHAF4
Product: chromosome unknown open reading frame, human C6orf57
Exons: 3
Coding region: 1-321 (106 amino acids)
Biological process (GO): mitochondrial respiratory chain complex II assembly
Cellular component (GO): mitochondrion
Source: RefSeq, a predicted model, not a curated record